AUGGAUUCCAAGAUCAUAUUCUUCUCCAUCACCCUUCUGUUCAGUAGUGCCACGGCUAUUGACAUCACCGCCGUCCUUGGCCAGUACCCAUCUUUCAGCACCUUCAGAAGCUACUUAUCUCAGACCCACCUAGCUGACGAGAUCAAUGCACGCCAGCCGCCUUAUACCAUUUUGGUGGUCGACAAUGAUAACAUUGGCCCUCUAUCUGGGAUGUCACCAGAUGUGCUGAAAAAGGUCAUGAGUGUUCAUGUGAUUCUUAAUUACUUUGAUGCUCAAAAGCUCCACAACUUGCCGGGUCAAGGUGAGUUGGCGACUACGCUCUUUCAGGCGUCUGGUCAGGCUGUGGAUAAUCAGGGGUUCCUGAACGUCACGAAUUCGGGCAAACAGGUUGUGCAGUUUGUUUCUAAAGCUAAAGGUGCUGCCGUGUCGUCUUUUAUGGUGAAGCCGGUUGAGACUCGGGCUUAUGACUUGUCCGUGUUGCAGAUCAGCAAUGUCAUUAUUCCUUUCAGCGUUUUUAAGACUGCAACUUCUCCCUCAUCGUCUCCAGUUACAACUUCUUCUCCCUCAUCGUCUCAAGUUACAACUUCUAGCCCUGCCAAGUCCCCUGUUUCUGGCCCUGCAAAAUCUUCUCCUGUUUCCGGCCCUGCCAAAUCCUCCAGCCCUGCAAAGUCUCCUGUUUCUGGCCCUGCCAAAUCCUCUAGCCCCACAAAGUCCCCUGCUUCUGCCCCUGCAAAAUCUUCCGGCCCCGCAAAGUCCCCAGUUUCCGGCCCCACAAAGUCUCCGGUUUCUGGCCCCACAAAGUCUCCGGUUUCUGGUCCUGUUUCUGCCCCGGUUUCCGGCCCCGCAAGGUCUCCCAUUUCUGGCCCCGUUUCUGGCCCGGCCAAGUCCCCCUCUGCUAGCCCGUCUAGUGCACCGACUAGUAGCCCAAUAUCAUCUCCAGCAUCAAGCCCGACUGGUAGCCCAAUAUCAUCUCCAGCAUCAAGCCCAAGGAAGAUGUUGUCACCAUCUCCAUCCCCAUCAGAGACUGACACAGAGACUGAGACACCAACUGAAGCACCAGAAUCUAGUGAAGGAUCGCCAUCUCCAUCCCCAUCGAACACACCAACUGCACCAUCAGAAUCUGAAUCUAGUGCAGAAACUCCUGAAUCUACUGAUUCCAGUGUUGGCACGGCUUUGGGGGUUAGUGCAGGCAUUAUUGCAGCAACAAUCUCAUCAAAUCUAUUCCUCAUGUUGAUGGCUUAA
This is a messenger RNA of Ipomoea nil (Japanese morning glory), 1242 nucleotides long. RefSeq names its product mucin-1-like. The coding region runs from base 1 to 1242 and encodes 413 amino acids. The record is from RefSeq and is a predicted model, not a curated record. Lineage: Eukaryota; Viridiplantae; Streptophyta; Magnoliopsida; Solanales; Convolvulaceae. The transcript has a single exon. Gene Ontology annotation, cellular component: plasma membrane.